AUGUACUGCUUUCGGCGCGAGCGCAUCAUUCACGCGAAGCAUACAUACGGCACCGAAGCAGCCAAAACAAUCGCUGGGCAUGUCGAAGGGUCAAAUGCGCACGAGCAUUAUGACACUGUAAACGUUGGCGAUAUAGACAUUCAAGCCUACAAUGCUUGUAGAGAAAGCAUGUCGCGCGAGGACGCACGAAAAAUGUUUCGUCAGGCGAACCAGUCGCUGUAUAACCAGACUUCUAGUCCUAAAGACUACCAAACCAAUCUGCGCAAAGAGACGGACGCCAGAGUUUUCGAUCGUGAGAGGACAAAUCCGGAGCUUGCUGCUUCAGCCCGCUGUGUAGGAGAUGAGGGGGCUGUUGAAGGACAAGUCGGCCAGUGGAGGCAUUACCGCAACUCGGGCGGUGCACCGAAAGCCGUGAACGAGGACGCUAAGAAAGCUCGCAAGGAGAUAGACCUCGUCACAAACAAGAGACUAGCUGCGGUCAAUAGUCUGCUGAGAGAGAAUGACAGUGGUGCUGUCGUUGAUGAGGGUGUCGACGAGCGAUCUGAUCUCAACAUCGAUCCAGACCAGGUUGAAGAAGAUGAGGCUAUUAGGAACCCGAAAGGCGAACCAGGUGCCUGGAAGUUCUUCGAAGACAACGAAGAAGUUGUCGUGAUCGGAGUCGGACACGAAGGUCAAGACCAAAAAGAAGCCAAAGGCAGGGUUGCUAACGAUGCACUUGAUGCUCGGAAAGCUUUCUUACUGCAACACAUUGCAGCCAACGAGUGCCCUACCUCGGGCCUCACGUGCAUCUUGGAUCCGAGCUCCACUGCAAAGGCGAGAAGCAAGAAGUGGAACAGGGCGCAACUGCACAAGCAUCUCAGGUCGAAGGCCCACUCCUGCUGA
Messenger RNA from Parastagonospora nodorum SN15, 882 nucleotides. RefSeq lists its product as hypothetical. The record is from RefSeq and is a predicted model, not a curated record. The transcript is spliced from 2 exons. Bases 1 to 882 code for a protein of 293 amino acids. NCBI's taxonomy places the organism in Eukaryota, Fungi, Ascomycota, Dothideomycetes, Pleosporales, Phaeosphaeriaceae.